AUGAGAACCGAUGGCAAAAACAGAAUGGGAUAUGAAGAACCAGACCUACCCACACCUUCCUCAGAAAUAUGGAUCGGUGAACUUACAGAUUAUAGAAGGGCUUUAAGACUAGAUCAUGAGGAGUACGCAAGUAUCAUCGUGUAUGAUUACGAUACCAGUAGCACAGCUAGGUACUUGUUUUAUGUGAUCUUUCAUGACAGACGUCCUUAUUGGCAAUUGCUCGUCAGAGAUGGUAUCCUCAGAUGUUAUGAUAUCAUCAACAGCGGUGGAGAUUUCAAAGAAAUCAAUUUCCCAGGUUUCGACGUUAGACGAGACCCGAAGUAUCUAUCCAGACUUCAUUGA
Molecule: messenger RNA, 342 nt
Organism: Candidozyma pseudohaemuli
Lineage: Eukaryota; Fungi; Ascomycota; Pichiomycetes; Serinales; Metschnikowiaceae
Exons: 1
Coding region: 1-342 (113 amino acids)
Source: RefSeq, a predicted model, not a curated record